AUGGAUCAUGCAAACCCUCAGCCUCGCCGCCGGGACCCUCGCGCCCAAUCUCCCGCCGAGUCUUCCUCCGAUGAACUCGCCGCCGGCUCCGACCACGACGAAGCCGAACGCCGCCGAGCCAGCUGGACUAUGCAAAAGGGCUUCACCCCGCAGCGCCCAAAAAAGUCCGGCCGCCUCUACAGCGAAUCCGAGAGCCCCGAUGAGCUAGCUGUGGAUGCCGACGAGUACUGGCGUUCCUCGCGCAUGCACAACCGCCACCGGAGCCCUUCUCCAAUCACCAACCCUGACAUCCGUGAUGACCAUUCCCAGGGCGGAUCGGAUGAUCUUCCAGAGGACGAUGUGACUGGCUCCGACGAGAACCAGGACCGCGACGCCGACAAAUGGUCUGACCGUUCGGCCACGCCUGUCGCUGAUUCAGCGCCCCCCAAGCCCGAUCAUCUGAACUACAAGGAGAAGUUCGUUAUGCGCGGCCACCUGCGCGGAGUGUCGGCUGUUCAAUUCUCGCCCGACUGUACUAUGAUCGCUAGUGCUGGCGCCGACGCGGCUGUCAGGGUCUGGGAUACUGCGAGUGGUAGACUCAUUCAUGUGUUUGAGGGACAUCUAGCUGGUAUCUCCACCCUUGCCUGGGCUCCUGACGGCGACUGGAUUGCAACCGGUUCCGAUGACAAAACAAUUCGCUUCUGGAACGUGAAUACUCUUAAGGCCCACACCAAGGUCUUUGAUGGCCACCACAACUACGUGUAUCAAAUUGCAUUCGCACCGAAGGGUAACAUCCUUGUCAGCGGUUCCUACGACGAGGCCGUAUUUAUGUGGGAUGUUCGCCGGGCACAAGUCAUGCGCUCCCUCCCAGCCCACUCCGACCCUGUUGCCGGCAUCGAUGUUGUGCAUGAUGGAACCCUCAUUGUGUCAUGCGCUCUUGACGGACUUAUUCGUAUCUGGGACACCCACAGCGGCCAGUGUCUCCGCACCCUGGUCAUGGAAGAUAACCCUCCUGCAACAUGCGUCAAGUUCUCUCCCAACGGCAAAUAUGUCUUGGCCUGGACCCUAGACGGCUGCAUUCGGAUGUGGAGUUAUGUUGAGAGCCGUGUCUACAAGACAUUCCAAGGCCAUGUCAAUGAUAAAUACAGCUUGUCGGGAUGCUUCGGUUACUAUGGGUUCCGAGAUGUGCUCUACAACCCGCCCCUUUGCUUCGCCGUCAGCGGCAGUGAGGAUGGUUCCAUUCUCUUCUGGGAUCUUGUGAGCAAGCAAAUCUUGCAGCGCCUCACUGGUCACUCGGAUGCUGUGCUUUGUGUUCACACGGGUACACUGAACGGCAAGCGUUUGGUUGUGAGCUGCGGAGUCGAUAAGACUGUUCGUUUGUGGGAAGAGGUGGAUGGAAAUGAUACCGGACCAAACGAUGAUGAUGUGUUCAGCGAUGGUGUUACCCCUACCCCUGAGUCUCACUCGCAAAAGAGCACCCCUGCACAUGAUGCAGACGGUGACGAUGCUAUGACCGAUGUGUCCGCUGUGCCUUCCGCUGCCGCUACCCCGGCGGAAGAUGUGAUGAUGACAUGA
Molecule: messenger RNA, 1554 nt
Organism: Penicillium expansum
Lineage: Eukaryota; Fungi; Ascomycota; Eurotiomycetes; Eurotiales; Aspergillaceae
Product: WD40 repeat domain-containing protein
Exons: 3
Coding region: 1-1554 (517 amino acids)
Molecular function (GO): protein binding
Source: RefSeq, a predicted model, not a curated record